This is a messenger RNA of Didymodactylos carnosus, 1245 nucleotides long. The record is from the annotation of a GenBank genome assembly. Lineage: Eukaryota; Metazoa; Rotifera; Eurotatoria; Philodinida; Philodinidae.
AUGUUUUAUUUUGAAGGAAGAACUCAUCGUGAUGCCAUUGUUUGUUUAAUUUUAAUUAUUAUAAUUUGGGGCAUAUUAUCACUCAGCAUUGAACGACCGAUUCAAUUAUUAUCAUCAACAAAACAUUCUAGUUCACGUGACUUUUUCUUUUCAUCUUUAUGUGGUCGACUUAUUCGUCAGGAUAAAACUGUACUUUCAGUUGAAAUUGAUCGACUCGACAGUGAAUUACGAAGAAAACAGCAACUUACAUACAAUGAUACAUAUAUUGCAUACGAUUGUUCAACUAAAACUAUCUUUCCUAAAUAUAAAAUAACAGAAGAAGAGAAACAGUAUCCCAUUGCCUUCACCAUUCUCAUGUACGAUAAUCUUUUUCAAUUUGAACAAUUAUUAAAAACAAUUUAUCGUCCACACAAUUUCUAUUGUAUUCAUAUUGAUCUUAAAACAUCGCACAUAAUUUACAAGAAUGUUAAAAUUUUUACGAAAUGUUUAAAAAAUGUUUAUUUAUCACCUGUUCGUUAUAAUGUAACAUGGGGCCGUUAUUCCGUAUUAGAAGCAGAACAAGAAUGUCAACAAUAUUUAUUAAAAUUUCCACAAUGGAAUUAUUAUUUGAAUUUAGCUGGUAGUGAUUUUCCAUUGAAAACUAAUUUAGAAUUAGUUCAAAUAUUAAAAUUAUUAAAUAAUCAAAAUGAUGUUACGUCAAUGCCCUAUGGUCAACUAAAACAAAAUCAAAAAAAAAAUAAUCGUCAGCUACAAAAAAUACCACCAUUUAGAAUGAUCAUAUACAAAGGUGAAUUUCAUGUAACAUUGUCUCGUAAAUUUGUUGAAUUUGUACAUAGUUCAUCUAUGGUAAGAGAAUAUUAUUUAUGGUUAAACAAUACUUAUGUGCCUGAUGAACAUUUUUAUUCAACCAUAAAUCGAUUAAAACAGGCACCUGGCCAUUACACAUAUGACUGGGAUAUAGAACAAUAUAUUAGUCGUUAUAAAAUAUGGGGUGAUCGACCAAAUAAAGAACUUUGUCAAGGAAAAUAUGUACGUGGUAUUUGUGUUUUUAAUUGGAAAGAUUUAUGGCAUGUAUCAACCGGUCCACAAUUAUUUGUAAAUAAAUUUUCUUCCGAUUACGAUCCUAUUGGUCUCUAUUGUCUAGAAAAAUAUUUACAAGCAAGAAUCGAUGAUCAAACAUCAAUUACAGAAGAAUAUUAUUAUAAAAGUUUAAAUACAGUGAAAUAUUCGAAACAUCAAAGUUGA